Messenger RNA from Ornithodoros turicata, 1331 nucleotides. RefSeq lists its product as uncharacterized. The coding region runs from base 394 to 918 and encodes 174 amino acids. The transcript has 6 exons. The record is from RefSeq and is a predicted model, not a curated record. NCBI's taxonomy places the organism in Eukaryota, Metazoa, Arthropoda, Arachnida, Ixodida, Argasidae.
UCAAGAUACUUAUCAAAAUCCCACGAAGAGCAGAAGCCUUCCGACGUACGAAUAGGGCGACUGUUGUCCGCGCACAGCUGGCACAGCUCAGAAACAUUUCGAGACAGAUCAGUUCGAAAGGAAGAGAGAGGUCGCAUUCUACUGAAGUGGAACGCAGUUCCAACAAUCUGGCUGCCGGUAGACACAACUGUGACAUCCGACAACGAUGAUUCUGCCUUCCAUACACCACAAGACAGUGUCGUCGUGAACCAGGAAUUUGAAGCUCUGCCACUCCCUGAUUCAGCAAUUUCGACAACAGCAGCAUCACCAAAUGCUAUAUCUCCAUCGCACGAUGAAGUUGAAGUGCACUCAGAACCAUGUCCACCAGCUCUGUCACACAAUGCCGUCCUCCACAUGGCUGGCGGCACUUGCACUAGUGAAUCUGUCGACAUUACAGACACUUGUGUGGCACAAAGUGAAGGGGGUACCACAGAGCAUUGCAUAUCAUUUGACUGGUCACUAGCUGAUGUUUCCAGCAGCAUCAUAACGUUGAAUGGUAUGAAUCCGACCCAAGAUCAUGACCGUCUCCUGUGCCUGAAAACCUAUCGUAAGCCACAAGAAAAGAAUCCGCUGACUACGCCUUCCAAACAUGUGGUUGAACUCUUGGCUCAUGCUGACAAAGUAUUCAACUCCAAGAAGCCAGUUAUUCUUUCUCUCAGCGUGUCCGACUUGACAGACCUUGUGCUUCAGUCAAGCAGGGUGCUCCCUAUUCCUGAGUGGCAUAGACUUUCAGCCAAACUUGUUGACUUUUACUUGAUGUUAAGGCUGCGCAUUCACCUACGAAAACUCAAUACACUGGCUACCGCGAAAACCAAGCAAUCUGGGAAAACUGGAAGCAAGAGCGUCGGAAUGAGGACGUUAGCGAACAAUGUACGAUAGCUGCUACAACAAUCGUGCUAGUCAUGUGCUGCCGUUCGUGUAGUAUAGGUAUCGUAGAUUAAGCACUGCACUCAUUUUUAGUGGGGUGAUUACACAAGUGAUCCCCGUCUGGAUGCAGAGCUGCACUGCUACCCAGCGCGUCCACGGGUGGCGGAUAAUGGAAAGGCCUUUGGUUGAGGUUAGCGGCGAAAUAAGCAGAGCUGUGCAGUUGAAUAAGCAGCCGCGGACCAAACAGGUGUGGCUGUGACAUUACUUUGUCUAGCUGCAUGGAAUUUGUUUAAAGAGAAAUAUUAUUAUUGUCGGGAUAAACUUGAAGGAGGAUGAAACCAAUAUUUAAUACGCAAGCUUUUCUAUACUUGAUUGUACAUUUGUUUUGCACGUGUCAAAAGGCACAAUGAAACACUGCUAAAAUA